AUGUUUACGCCGAUUCACACUUCACUCGGCGCUCUAUUGCUCUUUCAAGGCUCCUCGGGUCUCUUAUAUCACAAUGGGGCUGUAUUUGGAAUCUCGUCUCUGCUCUCGGGGUCUAUACUCCAACCUAACAGAGAUAAUCUGCCUAUCAUUGCAGGGCUAGUAUCGAGUGUGAUUCCAGUAUAUCUUCUGGCACCCUCACUCAUACCAAUCUACCCAAUGGCACCGUAUUCCGUCGCAUCCGCUGCAGCAACUUUCGGCGUAGGAGUGUUGAUGGGUUGGGGCACAAAGAACGGCCGCGGCUGUACUUCAGGCCAUAUGCUUUGUGGACUAUCACUUCUCUCUCCGCGUUCGUUAAUCGCGACAUCAUUGUUCUUCACCGCCGCUCUUAUAACGGCCAACUUGGCUGGAGGAUCCAACAUUCCAUCAUGCGGAGCAGUUCCAUGCUAUACGCCUGUCUACCCGCCGGCAAAUGAUUUGAUAUUUAUGUGUGGAGCUGUCGCUUUGGCUGCUGUCACCAAUUUCUUUGUCGUACCGAACACCCUCACCCGAUCAGAAGCAUCGAAAGUGUUAUUCUCCUACCUUGCUGGGCUGCAAUUCGGACUGGGCCUCUUAAUCUCUGGAAUGGCCGAUUCUUCCAAGGUUCUCAGGUUCUUUGCGUUCCCCACCGAUAUCUCUCGAUUUGAUCCCUCAUUGGCUCUAAUUAUUGUGUUCGGGAUUGGUCCAUCAUUGUUGGCUUAUAUCUCAAGGAAGCCGGGUCAAGUGAACAAAAAGGAUAAACUUGAAAUUCAGAGAAAACCGACAUUGGCUGAGAGAUGGAGGCUGCCCACUGCAACUGUCACCGAUAUAGAUUGGCGGUUUGUUGCUGGGGCGGUGGCAUUUGGAGUUGCUUGGGGUCUAAGAGGCGUAUGCCCCGGGCCGGCCAUAUUGCGCACAGUCCUUCAGCCCACUUGGGGAUUAGUUUCAAUGAGCGGGUAUAUCGCUGGCAAUAUGCUCUAA
Penicillium malachiteum is the source of this 996-nucleotide messenger RNA. Its product is annotated as YeeE/YedE family protein. NCBI's taxonomy places the organism in Eukaryota, Fungi, Ascomycota, Eurotiomycetes, Eurotiales, Aspergillaceae. The transcript is spliced from 2 exons. The record is from RefSeq and is a predicted model, not a curated record. The coding region runs from base 1 to 996 and encodes 331 amino acids. Gene Ontology annotation, cellular component: plasma membrane.